Molecule: messenger RNA, 1197 nt
Organism: Klebsormidium nitens
Lineage: Eukaryota; Viridiplantae; Streptophyta; Klebsormidiophyceae; Klebsormidiales; Klebsormidiaceae
Source: the annotation of a GenBank genome assembly
CUGAAAUAAAGGUGCUUAUGUCGACGGCUAAAAGAUCAUCAUAAACCUUGAUCGACGGUUCAAAAGAGACAGUUGGGGUUGUUGAAUGUGGUGCGAGAGAGAGUGCUCAUCAGCGGGCAGCCACUGGGGCAACUAGGGCUGUCGCCACAGCUGCAUGCAUGGCGUGAUCACACUGACAUUGUGACGAGGGGACAUGGCUGCGUUGGAAAGGUGCCACUGCUAAUGAAGGCGUGAACGCCGCCAGAAAGCUUAUCUAUGCAGGGCUCUGUUGCCCCUUCCUCCGCGGUUCGGACAGUGUUUAGGGACGGUCCUAUGGGUUUGUAAAUGGAAGCUAACUGAACGGGGUAGGGCCCAGCGAUGCGGGGCUGUUUUCCCUCACCCAUCAAUGUAAGACUUUAACGGGAAAGAUUGUCAUCUGAGUGCAGGAUGUCCGAUGCCUUGUUUGGUAUCAUUCGGGAGUUCGAGGGCGCGCUGGAGGGACAGAUGAGGCGGCAGCGCGAGGAGAACAUCCAGCGCAAGCGCGAGUUUGAGAAACGGUUUCUGGAAAAGGAGUUGGAGCUUGCAGAGAGGGAGAACUCCUGGAAGAAGGAUUUGCAGAGAAGAGAGAAAUCUGUCGCUGAGAAGGAGAGAUAUUUGCGUGAAGAGAAAGAGGCGAUCGAGAGAGAAGCACGGUUGCUGAAGGGGGAGGUGGAUCCUGUAAAGGAUAAAGGGGUUGUUGAGAUUGCCUUUGGAAAUGAGCAGUACAGAUGUUUAAGGCAACCCACACGCAGAUGACCCAUAGAUAGCCUAGCGAGGCGUACAUUGUUUCGAGUUUGUUCUUGUACAGAGAAACUCUGCAUAUAGGUAGCACAGUUCUGGCAUGAGAGCGUCACUCGGGCCUUGCCUCGCAAGCAGGACGAGACAUUCGAUUUUUUGAGAGCGCGGCUAUCCCCAGUCGCGAUCUUUGAUCCUCGAUCAACUUGGAAAGAGGUCUGUAGAGGUUGAAUCUCAAGCUGGUUUUAAUGAUAGGUUGAGAGAGCCCGCUAGGUUUAGAUAGCUCCGCACUGUGAGGAUUUGCCCACCACGGUGACCAAAUCGGGGAACGCUCUUCUGUCAACAUGUUCAUUUGGGCGGCCACUACAACCAUGCAUGCUUUGGUCCGCUCUGGUAGAUGCGCCGCCAUCAUUCAUUAACGACUAAGUUACGCAUCGCAGGUGG